Diospyros lotus (date-plum) is the source of this 1462-nucleotide messenger RNA. RefSeq names its product nuclear transcription factor Y subunit B-3-like. Gene Ontology annotation, cellular component: nucleus; CCAAT-binding factor complex. Gene Ontology annotation, biological process: regulation of transcription by RNA polymerase II. The transcript has a single exon. Lineage: Eukaryota; Viridiplantae; Streptophyta; Magnoliopsida; Ericales; Ebenaceae. The record is from RefSeq and is a predicted model, not a curated record. The coding region runs from base 766 to 1413 and encodes 215 amino acids. Gene Ontology annotation, molecular function: DNA-binding transcription activator activity, RNA polymerase II-specific; RNA polymerase II cis-regulatory region sequence-specific DNA binding; protein heterodimerization activity.
UACCCAGCACUUUCUUUUUCUCUUUCUCUCUCUCAGUUCCACUGUCGCCGGAAAACUCUCGCCGGAGAGACUCACUUUGCCGGCGGACUCGGAUGCGUCAUUUCUUGCCGGUUCUCAUUAGUUUUAAACCCUAAUUUCGUCGCAGCCUCGGUGAAUUUGAACCGUGUUUCUUCUGCUUCAGAACACACUAAUCUGAGCUCGCAGCGAGAACGACAUCUUUCCAGUGUUCGGAAAACCCUAGUUGACUCCUUAGGAGCUUCGUGUUUUGACGUUUGUACUCUGUCGGAAGACGUGAUCGAGUCAAUUGGAAACCCUAGUUUCGUCCUCCGAUUGAAACUCGUGAUCGUGACUUUCAUAAUUUCAUACCCUUACCUCUAAAACCUGAUUUCUCCUCUCAGAAAUAUAUCUGAAUUCACCGGCUUUCUGUUUCUUCAAUCCGAGUUUCUUCAGUUCCUGUCAUCAAGUGUUCUAAAUUUCUUGUCGAAACUUUCGGUCUUGAACACUAGUAUUUUCUGUCUGUUCGCUUCUAGUUUGAAUUGGUUUCCAUUGGAAAUUGGCUUUUGCAGGGGAAGCGAUUGAAGGCGGAUUCAGAUAGUGAUUGAUUCGAGUUCCAGUUCGAAUUUCAUCGGCUUCGAUUGAUCAAUCCGAAUUUCUUCAAUUUCUGCUACUAAACACUCGAGCCUUUCUUGUGUUGACGUGAUCAAUUUUUUCGAAAUAAAACCACAGCGUUCUACUUAAGCCUUCUGCAACUUCAAGUUUGUUUCGAUGGCGGAUUCAGAUAACGAUUCGGGAGGAGGCCACAACUACCACCACGCGAACAGCGAGCUGUCGCCGAGAGAGCAGGACAGGUUCCUCCCGAUCGCAAACGUGAGCAGAAUCAUGAAGAAGGGGCUGCCGGCGAACGCCAAGAUUUCCAAGGACGCGAAGGAGACAGUGCAGGAGUGCGUGUCGGAGUUCAUCAGCUUCAUCACCGGCGAGGCCUCCGACAAGUGCCAGCGGGAAAAGCGCAAGACCAUCAACGGCGACGAUCUCCUCUGGGCCAUGACGACCUUAGGCUUCGAGGACUACGUCGAGCCCCUCAGGGUCUACCUUCAGCGGUACAGAGACAUCGAAGGGGAGAAGACCGCGUUCGCCGGACGCCAAGGCGGCGACAAGGACGCCGCCCCUGCCAGUGGCGGCGGCGGCGGCGGCGGCGGCAAUGGCAGCAUCGUGAAUUUCGGCAACGCUGGGGGUAAUUACCCUGACAGCGAGUUGUACGGAGGAAUGCCUUCGAAUGUGUCUAUGUUGAUGGGCGGGCAUCAUCAAGGACACGGGUACGGGUCGGUUUCUUACCAACAACUGGCAGCUGGUUCAGCGGGUAAGAUCGGGCCGGGUAAUCCCGGGUCCGGGUCUUCUUCCGGGCGUGCCAGAUAGGUUAUUUUGAGACUCUUAUUAUGUAUACAUAAAAAAAAAAAAAGAAAAA